Messenger RNA from Thalassophryne amazonica, 2292 nucleotides. RefSeq names its product STKc_SGK domain-containing protein. NCBI's taxonomy places the organism in Eukaryota, Metazoa, Chordata, Actinopteri, Batrachoidiformes, Batrachoididae. The transcript has 13 exons. The record is from RefSeq and is a predicted model, not a curated record. Gene Ontology annotation, biological process: protein phosphorylation. Bases 328 to 1572 code for a protein of 414 amino acids. Gene Ontology annotation, molecular function: phosphatidylinositol binding; protein serine/threonine kinase activity; ATP binding.
GAGGCAGGUGCGUCACAGAUCUUUUAUUUCAGCUCUUUGGUCCUGACAUUUCAGCUCAGGGAGGGGAAAUGAGUAGAAGAGACAGUCAGAAAGGGAAAGGGAAUGAAGGGGAAGUGCAUUGAGGAAAGUUAUUUGUGUAUUUUCCGGCCAGUGCUGCAGUGAGAGAGGAAGAAAAAGGGGAGAAAAACAGGCAGACGUAUAACGGCAGGACUGUAGCCGGGGACAUCUUUCUGAUACAGAUCAGGCACCUGGAGGCUCUGGAUGCUGCACAGUCAGACAUCCAUUCAUCCCGACACAGAAGAGUCAAACAUUUAAGUGCAAGACGACAUGAAGACCGGGAAGAAAUCCUUCAUAGCUUUCAUCAAGGAAAGAAAAAUGGGUCUGAAUGAUUUCAUACAGAGACUGGUGUCUACACCACAUAUCUGCCAACAUGUUGAAGUCAACAAUUUUCUGAAGAUUAAUGAGAAUGAAAAGGAGCAUGAUGAAAAUGAUGAACUUCCUGAAAGCCAGACGUACCUACAUUCACGAAGCUCAUUAGCAGAGGAGACUCAGAUCAAACCUUGUGAUUUUGACUACCUCAAAAUCAUCGGCAAAGGCAGCUUUGGAAAGGUUCUGCUGGCUCGACACAAGGAGUCCACUAAAUACUACGCCGUCAAGGUGCUACAGAAGAAAAUCAUCCUGAAAAAGAAAGAGCAAAAGCAUAUUAUGGCUGAACGCAGCGUGCUGAUGAAGAACCUCAAGCAUCCCUUCUUGGUGGGGCUGCACUACUCCUUCCAGACGACAGACAAAUUGUACUUUGUGCUCGACUAUGUCAAUGGGGGCGAGUUGUUCUACCACCUUCAAAGGGAGAGGAUCUUCCUGGAACCCAGAGCCAGGUUCUAUGCUGCUGAAAUUGCAAGUGCACUUGGGUACUUACACUCCCUGCAUAUUGUAUACAGGGACUUGAAGCCAGAGAACAUCCUGCUAGAUUCACAGGGCCACAUUGUUCUGACAGAUUUUGGCCUCUGCAAAGAAGGUCUUGAGCCCAAUUGCACCACUACAACCUUCUGCGGCACACCUGAGUAUUUGGCACCAGAGGUUCUCCAGAAACAGGCGUACGACCGAACAGUGGACUGGUGGUGUUUGGGAUCUGUGCUCUAUGAGAUGCUGUAUGGACUUCCACCAUUCUACAGUCGUAACACCGCGGAGAUGUACAACAACAUCCUCCACAAGGCUCCAGCACUCAGACCCAACGUGUCAAACUCGGGGAGAGAACUGCUGGAGGGGCUCCUGCAGAAAGAUCGGACCAAAAGACUGGGAAUGAAAGACGAUUUUCUUGAACUCAAGUAUCAUUCCUUCUUCUCUCCAAUCAACUGGGAUGACCUGAUGUCCAAGAAGCUCACACCGCCCUUCAUUCCCUCAGUGGCUGGUCCCACAGACCUCCAACACUUUGAUCCAGAGUUCACGCACCUCCCCGUGUCCUCAUCGCUGUGCAACACCGACACCCUGACUGUGACCAGCAGCAUCAAGGAAGCAGCUGGAGCCUUUCCCGGCUUCUCCUACGGGCCUCCAGCAGAAUACUCCUUCAUGUGACUGACAUCUGUGUUUUUGUUGCAUCAAAUCACAGGAAGCGCGACAAAAGCUCUGGAUGGAGAGACAGAGGACCCACAGUGAAGCAGCCUGCAUAGGCAGACAUCACCGGGGGUCUACCUGACAAAAUGGACACAAUUACAGAUGAGGCAGAUUUGGGGGGGAAUAUUGUACAGAAUGUGAACCUUCCUCUUCUGCCUCAACUGUGACAAAACGUGUGCCAAGUAUGAUAAUGAGGGUGCACUCUGAACUCAUGGGGUCAUUAACCAUCCCUCCCUAAGAAGAGACAUGAAGAGAAGUGCCUGAGGUUCAAUCGGCAGUUUGGACAUUUCGGCGCAACAGCAGUGAGACGUCCUUAUCACAACUGGAAGCUCUUAAUCUCUAACGAGCGUCUUGAGCUGUGUGCCGCCUGAUAAGGACGACGCCUUCAUUACUUAUCUGCAUAUGUUAAAUCUGUAUUUGUGUCGGAAUUCACAAUGCAUGUUUUUCCAUGUAAAUGCUGAAUUGCACUUGAGGAAAGGAGCGGUCAAGAAAGGUCAAACAAUGCUGUCUUCAGCAGCGACUCGUUGGGAUUAGACCGCUUUAAUCAUAAUCCGAGCAAUUAAAUGACAACAGCAUCUCAAUAAUCAGAUCAAGUAGUGAUAGUUAGUCUAACUGUGGUACUUUCUGACCAGUUUGUCCUCACUAACGGAUGAUCAAAGGUUUUACUGUACUGUGUAGAAA